UUAUCAAAUUUAAAGAGUUGCAGAUUUUUCUGUUUUUAUCUUAUUUCCUUCUCUGUGAGGGACUUUCGUAAUGUACGUUGCAAGUCAUUUUAGAAUCUCAACAAUUGUCUAGAACAGUCUAAAAUUUGCCAGUCAUCUUGUUACAGUAUCAGAUUGUUGACUAGUGUGUUUGCGCUUUUGUAAACGGCAUGAGUCUCGGUUAUCCAUCACUUCGGCCACAACCUGAAGGAAGUAAAAUUAUUCGGGUACCUGAUGGCCCAUAUGGUGCACCCAAUCUUAUGCUUAAUGGUUUGAACAAUGCACAUGCAGGAAGAGACCUUGUCUCCAGUCAUCCUCUGGAGCAUUCUGAGAAGAACUGGUUUGCUCACCAGCAGCAGAUGGACAUGGUCAUGCUAAGGAACUCCCAGGGUAUACAUGCUCCUCUUCGUCUACAUAUGGAACAACACAUGGCCAGAAAGAUACAGCGCCUGCCUGGUCUUCAUAGCUCCAAUGCUAUGCUGGACACCCUGACUGGGAGAGAUGAAGUGCUUGGUUUUGAAGACAUUCUGAAUGAUCCAGCAGAUGCUGAGUUGGUGGGACAACCACAUAUUCUUGUUGAGAAGCAAUUAGGUUUGCUGUAGAUACAGCACUUGUGUUAUUCAUCGAUGGAUUAAUUUUGUUUGUUCAUGGAAAGUAACUUGACAUUUCAUUUAAUUGAAAACCUAUAUUAUUUUAUUGCAUUAAAAAAGUUUUGGCUGAU
Pomacea canaliculata is the source of this 739-nucleotide messenger RNA. RefSeq names its product proteasome maturation protein-like. Gene Ontology annotation, cellular component: cytoplasm; nucleus. Gene Ontology annotation, biological process: proteasome assembly. The transcript has 6 exons. Lineage: Eukaryota; Metazoa; Mollusca; Gastropoda; Architaenioglossa; Ampullariidae. The coding region runs from base 189 to 620 and encodes 143 amino acids. The record is from RefSeq and is a predicted model, not a curated record.